AUGAAAUCGUCACUGGUUUUUCUUCUUCUUUCUCUGACCCCGCCCACUUUUGCUCAAUGGAAAGUUGAUUCGAGUUUACGAGACGCUUGUAAUCAAAUGGAUGGUGAAUGGAAGGCUAGAUAUGAUGAGCAGUCCAUCAUCGGCGACAGAUGCACAAUGACGUUCAACGUGGCAGUUCGGGACCAGAACGACGCUAACUCGUUUUGCGAAUUGUACGCUCCAUGGAGAUUGAUAAAAGCUGAAAUUGGAAAUAAUGGUAGACCAACGGUAACAUGUCAUGUUGAAGCCACCCUAACGUGCAAAGAUGGCUGGACCCAAAUGUUUGGCUACUGUUUUAUGAUGCCAGAUAAGCAUAACAUUUUCACAUAUGAGCAGGCAGUGCAACAAUGCAAAGCCACUGAUAACUCAGAGAUUGCUCAUUUGCAGCACAAGUAUAUUGUGGGCGUUUGGAGAAAAUUUUUCACCGGCGUUGGCCAAAUUUGGGUUCAUGCCACCGAGCCAUGGGAUCAAUACGUCCAGAAAACGAACACUGUCGAUGGACCACACUUGGCACUAGCCUUCAACGGACAUCACUACGAGUUUGGAGUUCCAGCGAAUUCUCUGAUUCGAGUCAAUGAAAAAAUCCGAUUGCAAGUGCUCUGUCAAUAUAAGCCACCACCGAAUCCGGCGGAAAUUAAUUAUUUGGGACAGAGAUAUUCGGAAAUCUACUAUCCAGUUGUGCCUGUGGAGAAUGGAGUUUUGGUACGAUCCGCGUCUUCAUAUACGAGAACUGCGAAGAAUAUGGAUGUGUGCAAAGAGACGUUGAAACCGUUCUUGUCUGCAGAUGUUGGACCGUUUUUGCCGGAUGAGGAGACGUUGGAGCAGUUGACCAAGUAUCAUCAGGAUCUCGUUUGGCUGACCCGUUCUGGUGCUGAGGUGAAACUCGACAUGCGUGCCAUGGCCUGGAAAACCUGUCAAAAAGAGUCAAAUCCAUUUGAAGUGAAAGUUAAAGAUGGACCCUCGGGAACAAUCCCAGUCAAAAAUAUUCAAAAUCCCAGUGCUACAUGCGAAAAUAUGAGAAGUGCAGCGAUUGCUCAUUCUAAAGGACAUCCUGCCGAACUUCGAGUCAUGUCGGAUAGUCGUUCAUUGCCGAUUUGGUGUAAAUUGGGACGUCACGCGAUGUUUGAUUUUGAAAAACCACCGAAUUAUCAUGUAUUCGAGCGUGCUAAUGGAGAAAAAAUCGGUCAUCGGUUGUUUAAGGAAAAAAUGACUUUUGAGGAGGCACAGAAGACUUGUGAGGGGGAUGGUGGGGUGUUGACGGGCAUCAACUCGAGAGAAGAGGCAGAUUUUCUGGCAGAAGUGGCCAAGAAGGAGGGAGCGAAUAAGAACAGUCAAAUGUGGUUGGGUGGUCAUAGAAAAGACAUUUGUGCCAAUAUUAAUGGAUACGUGAAAAACCCAAAUGAUGAAUGCUCUCGUAAUAAGGUGAUUGCAUGGCAAAACAAUGUGGCAACAAAUUUUACGAUGAUUGGUGGAAAGAUGCACCGGGAAUCUUGA
Caenorhabditis briggsae is the source of this 1533-nucleotide messenger RNA. The record is from RefSeq and is a predicted model, not a curated record. Bases 1 to 1533 code for a protein of 510 amino acids. NCBI's taxonomy places the organism in Eukaryota, Metazoa, Nematoda, Chromadorea, Rhabditida, Rhabditidae. The transcript has 6 exons.